AUUGGCAAUCUGUGGAUGGACCAAUGGGACACCCGUGUGUACUCGCUGUUUUGCCUGUGUAGCCAAUCAGAGGCCGUGUUCGGGUUUGUUGUUGGUGAUGAUGACAUGAAAAUAUUUGUUGUUACUGGAAGGAGAGCGAGGAGAGAGUGUGAAGGAAGGGCCUGGCAGGGACGCUCGCUUUCAACGAACAUACAAACAUCGCACGGUGUUUUCCGUUCACGGGAGGAGCGAACAGCGGCGAUGUCGGUGAAUAUGGACGAGCUGAGGCAUCAAGUGAUGAUUAACCAGUUUGUUUUGACCGCGGGCUGCGCGGCGGACCAGGCGAAGCAGCUUCUGCAGGCGGCGCACUGGCAGUUCGAGACGGCUCUGAGCUCGUUUUUCCAGGAGUCUAACAUCCCCAGUCAUCACCAGAUGAUGUGCACUCCACGCAACACUCCAGCCACGCCACCCAACUUCCCCGAUGCCAUCACCAUGUUCUCCAAGCUGCGGACGUCCGAAUGCGGCAGUGGCAGCAGCGGAGCCGGCGCUUCUGGCCAGGCGUCUAUGGCGUGCUCUCCUCCUCCCCACUCUUCCGCACAGGGCUUCGGCUCUUUCUGGGCAUCCUCGCCCCCCAACCACCAGCCCGCCUGGCUGCCCCCGUCCUCUCCCACCGGCCACCACGCGCUCCAUCACCACCACCAUCACAUGCACCAGCCGCUUACGUGGCCGCCCGUCUCCCAGCCCGCCAACGGCCAGCAGACGCCUGUUAUUUCAGCCCUGCACGGCCAGAGAUGAGGGGGGGGGGGGGGGUUUAACGGGGUUCAACGGGGUGGGAAUACUCACUGAGACUUUGAAUGGCCAAGGGGGGAAAGACAUGGUACUCUUUCUUUCUGUUUUCUAAAGAUGAACAGUCUUCUUUUGGAGAUCUCGUUUUGUUCUUUUAUCUAUUGUCGAUUUAAUUUCUGUCCAAACCCGGGGAAGAACCACUAUGGAGUAAAAAAAAAAAAAUUAUGGAAGUUAUAAAAGAGGUGGCGGAGUCCCAAAGAAGUUCAGCGGAAGGAAGCCACGGAGUCAGACCGGACGAAUGUGUGCGUGUGAAUCUUCGGUCGUCGCUCUUUUUCCCGCUGUUCUCGGACUCUCUCCUCCUCCGUAGCGCCGUGUCGGCAACACGCACUCGCAAUAAAAUGGCCGACGAACAAUAAUGGCACAUCAUGGUGGUGGUGCUGUUCUGCAUCCCGGGAAGCAUCAGGAGGACAUUUCUGUAGAGAUAGUUAUCUGCUGUUAAAUGACUAUCGUGUAUUUGUUCAAAAUGCACAUUUUCAAGUGCGUACAGCUUCAGACGUAACGGAGAUGCUGAGUUGCAUUUAUUAUUGUGGUUCAUACAAAACAAACAACCUUUGUUUCAGAUAUAAAUGGAAAAACCAGGAAAUGACCAGGAACAGUUUGCAAUAAUCCUGGUCAGAAUUGUUUGAGAUGAUGCCCUGAUUCAUUCGUUUUAUUUUUCAGUAAUGAUGACUUUAAAUGCAAAGUUUAUUUUUGUUUCCCAACUUUUAUCAUGUACACAGUUAAAUCAGGAAAGCUUCUUGUGUUUAAACUAAAACUGUGGUGGAGAAUUACAGACUCAAGCUUUAAAAAAAAAAAAAGUGUUUUGUUUGGGGUUUGUUUACCUGCAGAAAACUAAAAAUACUAGCGUGCUCCUAUUUGAUUUGUAAAGCUCGUUGGAUCCACACAGCCGGCGGAGUGAAGCUCAGCUCCUGCUACCUCCUGAUCAUGUCUCUGGAUGGCUGAAUGGCCUCUCUGUGUGAUGACGGAGGCCUCAAAUACCUCACGCUCUUUGCUGAACGCGCUGUGUGAAACCAAUCGGGCUCGGCUCAGACCCCUCAGCGGACGAGGACUGGUCUGGUAUCACUUAUUGGCAUUUGUGUCGUACUGGUUGUGAUGCUAUAGAGCGGGAAGGCUGACCCUAGUUCAGAACGUUGAUUGGCUGUGAUAUUCUGAGAUGACACGGUUCUUUAGUUUUUAUUAGCAUGAUGUCAGCUUCCCUUCAUUCGUUCAUCUUAGACAAUCACUUUUGCCGUUUGAGUUUGUGGUUUAGUUCGACCUCAGUCAGGCUAUAGAUGCCGUAUUUCUUUUAAAGCGAUUGAAAACAAGGCUGUGAGGCAAUACAUGUACGCUUUGUUCAGUGUCUGUCGUUUAGAUGAGAAAA
Megalobrama amblycephala (Wuchang bream) is the source of this 2185-nucleotide messenger RNA. RefSeq names its product UBA-like domain containing 2 (gene ubald2). Gene Ontology annotation, molecular function: protein binding. The transcript has 3 exons. Bases 16 to 774 code for a protein of 252 amino acids. The record is from RefSeq and is a predicted model, not a curated record. NCBI's taxonomy places the organism in Eukaryota, Metazoa, Chordata, Actinopteri, Cypriniformes, Xenocyprididae.